AUGAACUUUGCUAGCAACCUUUCUGAUUACUUUCUGUUGGUGGAAGAUAAUGUUCACUGCACUCCCAAAUUUGUUGCUGCCAUCUCUUCAGCAUUAUCAGCCUGGAAAGAACUAUUUUGGGUGACCUUGGAGUUUUCCAGCCUGAGUGCCUCCGGGAAAGUUUUCCACUCGAGUGACCUCUCCCGCCUUGCCUCUUUUUUCCUCCUCUUCCAUCAGGACACUCCUGUUCACUUGCUUCUCUCUGAAUUUCAUCUUCUCUUGGGCCAAAAUAUUCCAAUUCGCUUCAAUCCCUCUGUCUUCCACCACAUGGGCAAUUAUUCUGUGUUUGGGGACAUAUGCUUUCCUAUGGAGAAGGACACAGUCUUUGGUGAACCAGAUAACCCUGUUGCCAGUGUCCUCACUGACAUGGUAUCGCUGCAGAAUGUGGUUCCGCAAUAUGCUUAUAUUCUGAAUGAGGAGUGCUACUCUACCCUUGAUGCUUCAAAGGGCAAUCACUUGACAGUGAUUCUGGACAGGCCACAAAAAGUUAUUCGGAUAGCAGUGCUGACUGGCUCUGACACACAGGGCUCGUAUCAACUGCAGCAGGGGCAGGUAGAACUGGGCUAUGGUCCCAGGGAGAACCCCGAAGACUGUGCUCUCUACUCCUUGCUAGGGCCAUUGGUGGAAGGAAAUUUGGACCAGAGGGUAUUUCCUGAAGGAGAUUCUUUGGAGGAGUUGAGCUGUAUACGACUGGUGGUGCUAGCAUCUCAGAAGUCUUGGCUCUUGAUCAGGCAGAUCAGAGUCUGGACAAAACCCGAGGAAGAGGAAAGUUAG
Molecule: messenger RNA, 813 nt
Organism: Carlito syrichta (Philippine tarsier)
Lineage: Eukaryota; Metazoa; Chordata; Mammalia; Primates; Tarsiidae
Product: alpha-1,3-mannosyl-glycoprotein 4-beta-N-acetylglucosaminyltransferase-like protein MGAT4E
Exons: 1
Coding region: 1-813 (270 amino acids)
Biological process (GO): protein N-linked glycosylation
Molecular function (GO): acetylglucosaminyltransferase activity
Source: RefSeq, a predicted model, not a curated record